AUGUCCUAUGGCCUUACCAAUGCACCAGCCGUCUUCAUGGAACUAAUGAACAGGGUGUUUAAGGAAUUUUUAGACACUUUUGUUAUAGUGUUUAUUGAUGAUAUUUUGGUGUACUCUAAGUCAGAAAUAGAGCACGAAGAGCAUUUGAGGGAAGUUCUGACCGUGCUGAGAACGCAGCAACUGUACGCCAAGUUUUCCAAGGGUGAGUUUUGGCUAUCUGAGGUAGCGUUUUUGGGUCAUGUGGUGUCAAGUAGAGGAAUCACAGUGGACCCAGCUAAGAUAGAGGCAGUGAUGAAGUGGCCAAGGCAGACCACAGUCACUGAAGUACGGAGUUUUCUAGGACUAGUUAGAUAUUACAGAAGGUUUGUCCAAGAUUUCUCUAAAAUAUCUUCGGCAUUAACUCAGUUAACCAAGAAGGGUAAGCCGUUUGUGUGGACAUCAGCUUGCAAACAGAGUUUCCAGGAACUCAAAGAGAGGUUGGUGACAACACCAGUCCUCACAGUUCUAGAUGGUUCAGGGAAUCUAGUGGUGUACAGUGACGCACUAGGAAAAGGUUUAGGAUGCGUGCUCAGGCAGAAGGGUAAGAUGAUAGCUUAUGCUUCUAAACAACUGAAGGAAUAUGAAUGA
This is a messenger RNA of Cucurbita moschata (crookneck pumpkin), 627 nucleotides long. RefSeq lists its product as uncharacterized. Bases 1 to 627 code for a protein of 208 amino acids. Lineage: Eukaryota; Viridiplantae; Streptophyta; Magnoliopsida; Cucurbitales; Cucurbitaceae. The transcript has a single exon. The record is from RefSeq and is a predicted model, not a curated record.